AUGGAUCCGGAAUUGAAGUGCGCUGCUGAGGAAGGAAACAUUGAGCUUUUGUACGAUUCGAUACGAAAGCAUGCAAAAGUCUUAGACGACAUCAAUGAGAUUUCAUUUGUUGACACUCCUUUACACGUUGCUGCAUCUGCUGGACGGACCCGAUUUGCCAUGGAGAUCGCCAUGUUAAAGCCGUCCUUUGCUACGAGGCUCAAUCAAGAUGGGUUCACCCCUAUGCACCUUGCUUUGCAAUAUGACCACACCGACCUUGUGUUCCGGCUAAUUGAUGUUGAUAAGGACCUUGUCCGUGUCCAAGGAAAGGGGGGUGCGACUCCUUUGCAUUAUGUAGCACAAACUGGAAACCUCCAUCUUCUGCAUGCAUUUCUACAAGUUUGCCCCAAAUCCCUUGAAGUUGUAACAACUCAAAGGGAGACUGCCUUGCAUAUUGCACUAAAACACAACAGGUUCGAUGCUUUUGAAUACCUGGUGGGAUGGCUUCGACGUGCCUGGUUUAGACAUGCCGACACGUGGGAAAGGAAGUUACUGAAUUGGGGGGAUGACGAAGGCAACACGAUGUUGCACAUUGCGGUAUCAAGAAAUCUACCCCAGGUUGUGAAGUGCUUAGUCAAUUGUGCAUCAGUUGAAAAAAACAUCAAGAACUCAGAGGGUUAUACGGCUCUAGACAUUUUGCAACAUCGAAUGAUGUUACAAGUUCAUGACUACGAAGAGAUCAAGGAUUUGCUAUGUCGUGCCGGAGCUUUAAGUGCGUCGUUUGUUCCUGAUGAAGUUCCAUCUCUGACAGAUUAUUUUAGAUCCCCUAUCUCAAUUUAUGAAAGGUUCUACAUACGCAAGUUUCGUCAGAGAACGAAAUUAACAAAUGAGGUACGCAAUCUGUUGUUGGUGGCUGCUACACUUGUUAUAGCAGUUGCGUACCAAUCAGCAGUCUGCCCUCCAGGAGGAGUUUGGCAAGACAACUCCCAUCCUGGAAUCGAUCAGUUCAAUAAAACAACCAAGAUCAAUGCUAAUAAUAACCAUGAAUCGGCGAGACAGAGGCGUGAGAUACUCAUCGAGAAGGAAGGAGCUACAUGCGGUGCGGCGAAGAAGGUGGCUAUCCCGGCGGCGGAGCACUGA
Messenger RNA from Juglans microcarpa x Juglans regia, 1119 nucleotides. RefSeq names its product ankyrin repeat-containing protein BDA1-like. Gene Ontology annotation, molecular function: protein binding. NCBI's taxonomy places the organism in Eukaryota, Viridiplantae, Streptophyta, Magnoliopsida, Fagales, Juglandaceae. Bases 1 to 1119 code for a protein of 372 amino acids. The transcript is spliced from 3 exons. The record is from RefSeq and is a predicted model, not a curated record.